CCCAUUCUCCAAGCUGUGCAUAGUGCUACCUAUGCCCUCAGAGAUAUGAUAUGAAGCUGAGGCAUAUUCACUUGCCGAGUUUGACUCAUUAUAAACAUGGCGACAGAGUUCAGGACCUCAUAGUUCGGCAGCAUCUCGCUGCCAAGGCCGACCCAUCUCUCCCAAAACCUCCGCCAACAGUCAUAACAGCCCAAUUCCAUCCUGUGUAUACCACAGGACGGCGAGAUUAUGGCCGGCUGACGAACGAAGCCAAGCAAAUUCUUCGCGACGGAGGACGUGCCGAAGUGUUUGAAGCACUUCGUGGUGGGCAAACCACGUACCACGGUCCGGGACAGCUGACUGCUUAUCCCAUCAUCGACUUGAAGCAGCACAUGCUCGGCACAAGGGACUAUAUCUGUGUGCUCGAAAAGUCACUCAUCGCGCUGUGUGCCAAAUACGGCGUAAAAGCUAUGACUACCGAAAACACCGGUGUCUGGAUUACCGAAGACAAGAAGAUUGCGGCCGUCGGCGUUCAUCUUAGACGAUACGUCAGUUCUCAUGGUAUUGGACUAAACGUAGAUCGGCGCGUGGACUGGGGUUUUGGGCGGAUAGUCGCAUGCGGGCUUGAAGGAAAAUCGACAACGAGUCUAGAGGCUGAAGGUGCGACAGGACUUCAGGUCGAACAAGUUGGAAAGGAUUUUGUAGAAGAACUCGCGAGUCGACUAAGCGGCGUGGAAGGCAUUGAAGUCGUUGAUGAUCCGCUACGGAAACCGCUGGAAUAGCCUUGUUCGCUGUUCUCACGGCGAUUGAAAACAAGACCUACCAAAAACCCUGAACCUGAAUUUGCCGCCGCGUACAUCUACAUACUCGAAUUGAAUAAAUUUAUAGCCAGUCAUUAA
Messenger RNA from Verruconis gallopava, 878 nucleotides. Its product is annotated as lipoyl(octanoyl) transferase. The transcript has 2 exons. Bases 51 to 761 code for a protein of 236 amino acids. Gene Ontology annotation, biological process: protein lipoylation. Gene Ontology annotation, molecular function: lipoyl(octanoyl) transferase activity. The record is from RefSeq and is a predicted model, not a curated record. Lineage: Eukaryota; Fungi; Ascomycota; Dothideomycetes; Venturiales; Sympoventuriaceae. Gene Ontology annotation, cellular component: mitochondrion.